Colias croceus (clouded yellow) is the source of this 810-nucleotide messenger RNA. It is a transcript of the gene eEF1beta, whose product is annotated as elongation factor 1-beta'. The coding region runs from base 82 to 750 and encodes 222 amino acids. Gene Ontology annotation, biological process: translational elongation. The transcript is spliced from 3 exons. Lineage: Eukaryota; Metazoa; Arthropoda; Insecta; Lepidoptera; Pieridae. The record is from RefSeq and is a predicted model, not a curated record. Gene Ontology annotation, cellular component: cytosol; eukaryotic translation elongation factor 1 complex. Gene Ontology annotation, molecular function: guanyl-nucleotide exchange factor activity; translation elongation factor activity.
GCUCUCUUUCGCUUUUCGCUCACUCCUACCGGGUCGCGUGGUGUGGUGCUAGUUAAAUAAUUUAUAAAAUAAACAGCAAAAAUGGCUUUCGGAGACGUUAAAUCUGCACAAGGUCUCAGUGAAUUGAACCAAUAUUUGGCUGAGAAAAGUUACAUAUCUGGAUACACUCCAUCUCAAGCCGAUGUUCAAGUAUUCAAUGAAGUAGGCAAAGCGCCCGCUGCCAGCCUGCCCCACGCCCUUCGUUGGUACAACCAGAUCGCCUCAUACACACCAGCAGAACGCAAGGCAUGGGCUGAAGGAGUGAGCCCCUUGAAGGCCGGCGGCAAACCUACUACAGCACCUGCAGCCAAGGAUGAUGAUGAUGACGAUGAUGUUGAUCUAUUCGGAUCUGGAGAUGAGGAAGAGGAUGCAGAAGCAGCCAGAAUUCGCGAUGAACGUUUGAAAGCAUAUGCUGACAAAAAAUCAAAGAAGCCUGUCCUCAUUGCCAAAUCCUCAGUAAUCCUGGAUGUUAAACCUUGGGAUGAUGAAACAGACAUGGCUGAAAUGGAAAAACUUGUCCGCUCUAUCGAAAUGGAAGGUCUCCUUUGGGGUGCCUCCAAACUCGUCCCAGUUGGUUAUGGUAUUAAGAAACUACAGAUCAUGAGUGUCAUUGAAGACGACAAAGUAUCAGUUGAUCUGUUGACUGAAAAGAUCCAAGAAUAUGAAGAUUUCGUCCAAUCUGUAGAUAUUGCUGCUUUCAACAAAAUCUAAACGAGCUGUAUGAAUCAUACUUUGUCACUUUUUCAAUAAAACAAUAUGUAUCUUAUUUAA